GCGCAACCUGGCGAAUCUCCUGAACAUCAUUCAGCACAAUUCAACCACCACAAUCGCCAUUUAGCAAACAAUUGUUCUCGACACAAUACACAAUGGCGCCCAAGAAGAAUGCUCGCGAAUCCACGCCGUCGGCUGCCGCAUCGCCCGUCACCAAGGCCUCGCCCGUCGUCAAGUCCGCGCCCGUCUCCCCGAAACCCAGCGCUGGCGCUGCCUCCUGGGACGUUGUCCUCCAGAACAUUUACAACCAUUACAUCAACGAGACUACACAGCGCACGAAGCUCAUUGAUGCCUUCCUGGUCUUCCUUGUUACCGUCGGCGCCCUUCAGUUCCUCUACUGCGUUCUUGCAGGCAACUAUCCUUUCAACGCUUUCCUUUCCGGCUUCUCUGCUACAGUAGGACAGUUUGUUCUUGCUGUCUCCCUCCGCGUACAAACCAACGAUACCAAGUCCGAGUUCCCAUCUGUCUCCCCGGAAAGAGCCUUUGCCGAUUUCGUCGUCUGCAGUCUUAUCCUGCACGUCUUCUGCAUCAACUUCAUCAACUAGAUGGCAAAACUUGGGGAGCAAUACAGGGCCUUGUACAAUAUAAAAAUACUACUGACUGACUAUGGGACAAGUCAAAUAGACACUGAAAAUAAAGUAAAAUUAAAAAUAUGUAUGAACAAUCUACCAAGAACUCCGCGUGAUAUACAUUGGUCACAACUACGAUGACGUUUCGCCAGCCUUGGGAGGACCCUUAGGAGGAGGUGCAACUCCGUUGGCAGGACUCUGUGUCUGGGGGACAUGGUCCAGUUCGCGACUCUUGGCCUCUUCUUCCUUGAAAUAAUCAUCCAUGAGGUUGUUGUUUUUAGGCACAGUGCGGUCCUUCUUUUUGCCUCCCUUGGGGGGACCAUCCGCCACGACGACGCCAGAGUUCACCAUCUGCGCUGGAACGACGUAGCUACUUUCUGUGGAUAGCAUCCCGCUGUCUUCCGGUGCAUUAAGGAUGAAUUCAGUCUUCUCGUUCAUGGCGCCAUCAAACAUCGUCUCUCCUGGGGCAUUGACUGGUUCGCUCAGCGGCGCAGGUAGUCUAUGAAGAGCACCGUAACCGAGUGUGCAGCCAAUGGCACCUUGGCCUCCCCAUCCGCGGCUGGGAGUUAUUGUAAUCUCUCUUGUUACAUCUUGUUCGUUGUUGUAUACGUAUAAUCUCAGCGGUCGGCCGAUGUAGUCUUCGACGAUUUCGCCCAGAGCUCCCUCACCACGGAGGGUCCCUUCAGGGCUUCCGAUAAUGUAGUCGCUAUAGGGGAGAAGACCGCCUAGGUCAGCUGGCGAGUUGGCUGGGACGUCAAGCACAUGCCAGAUGUUUGUAGCAACGGAGAUUGGAGCGUAUUGUAGCGAUAAGCCAAGGGAUGCUGUGUCGGCGGGUACUGGGACGUGCAUUUCUCGUGUGCGUUGGCCCUGAUGCGAGGUUAGAAACUACCGGUGCAGUUGAUCCAUGGCUAUUAGCUUACCUUUGCGUUCCAUAAUCCAAGCGAUACGCUGCCGCCAGCGCAGUUUCUGAUUUCCAUUGCGAACAAGCUAGGGUCCGGGUUCUCCUGUUUGGCCAGUUAGCACCGCCGCACCAGAGAGCGAUUCUGGGGCUUCAUACGAUAGGUCUGCCAUUGAUUCCAACGAUAAAGUCAAACCAGGGCUCAAUUGGUAACUGUAAGGUUGUAUUUCGUAGUACUUGGAAGCCAAACGAUCCUUGUUCUUGGUUUCGUUGCGGGGUGUCGCCGUCGAGACGGGACAUGAAGCGGUUGAGCGCGUUGAACAUUGCGGCGGUAUGUUCGUACGGACGGUAUUUAUUGUUGUUAAAUAUUAAUCUAUAUGACCGUCUUUUGGUAUUUGCAGCUUGUUGGCCAAUCUUUGGUGAUUGCUCGUGGCGUGGUCG
Messenger RNA from [Torrubiella] hemipterigena, 1905 nucleotides. The record is from the annotation of a GenBank genome assembly. Lineage: Eukaryota; Fungi; Ascomycota; Sordariomycetes; Hypocreales; Clavicipitaceae.